GGUGGCAGGAGUGGAGGGGACACUUCACCAUGGAAUAUGAAGUCAAGAAAGGGAAAAAGGGCUUCGUGUCCCCCAUCCGGAGGCUGGUGUUCCCGAAGGCUGGGCGCCGGGCAGCCUUUCGAAGCAGUGUGAGCCGCCGGCCCCUGCAUUCGAUGCCCCUUUAUCCCCCCGACUACCUCAUCGACCCCCAGAUUCUGCUGUGUGACUAUCUGGAGAAAGAGGUCAAGUUCCUGGGCCACCUCACCUGGGUCACCUCCUCACUGAACCCCUCCAGCCGGGACGAGCUCCUGCAGCUGCUGGACACGGCCAGGCAGCUGAAGGAGCUGCCGCUGAAGACCACGGCGGAGCAGGACAGCAUCCUGAGCCUGUCGGCCCGCUGCCUGCUGCUCACCUGGCGCGACAACGAGGAGCUCAUCUUGCGUAUCCCCACGCACGAGAUCGCCGCUGCCUCCUACCUGCAGGACGACGCGCUGCACCUGCUGGUGCUUAAGACCGGUCUGGGCGUGGACCCGGUGCCAGCCGGAGUAGACGCCAGCCCCGGCGGCGCGGGGCGCGACCCGGGCCCGCCCGGGGCGGCGCCCGAGAAGCGGCGGGUGGGCGCCACGGAGCGGCGCCACACCAUCUGCAGCCUUGACUGGCGGAUGGCGUGGGGCGGGAGCGCGGGCGCCGAGGCCCGGGCGGGGGGCGGCGGCGGCGGCAGCCUGGAGCGCCAGCGCGCCGGGGCGCGGGCGUCGGGCAGCUGGGAGCGGCGGCAGACGUUCAGCGGCAGCUGGGAGCGGCGGCACGGCGGCGGCGGCGGCGGCGGCGCCGCGGGCAAGCCGGGCGGCAGCUGGGAGCGGAGGCAGGCGGGAGGCGGCGGCAGCUGGGAGCGGCGCCACCCGGGCCCCAACCCACUCGACCCACAGGACCCCAGCCCCGACGCCUACUGCAACCUGGUCAUCCUGGCUGUGGCCAACAGGGAUGCUGCAGAGGAGUCCUGCGCCCUCAUCUGUCAGGUCUUCCAGAUCAUCUACGGGGACCAAAGCAUCGAGUGCGUGGACCGGGCCGGCUACCACUACACGUCCACGCCCGAACGGCCGUGGCUCUGCAGCCGCAGUGAGAGCUGCCGCACGGAUGGGACUUACGCCUAUGACGCCGACUUCAGCUGCUGCAGCUCCUUCAAUGGCUCUCAGGACACAUUUGAAGCCUGUUACAGCGGCACGUCCACACCCUCUUUCCACGGCUCCCACUGCAGCGGCAGCGACCACAGCAGCCUGGGCCUCGAGCAGUUGCAGGAUUACAUGGUCACGUUGCGGAGUAAGCUGGGGCCCCCUGAGAUCCAGCAGUUUGCGCUGCUGCUGCGGGACUACCGGCUGGGGCUGCCCAUCCAGGACUAUUGCGCAGGCCUGCUGAAGCUCUACGGAGACCGGCGCAAGUUCCUCCUGCUUGGGAUGCGGCCCUUCAUUCCGGACCAGGACAUCGGCUACUUCGAGGGCUUCCUGGAGGGCGUGGGCAUCCGCGAGGGCGGCAUCCUCACCGACAGCUUCGGCCGCAUCAAGCGCAGCAUGAGCUCCACGUCGGCGUCGGCCGUGCGCAGCUACGACGGCGCGGCCCAGCGGCCCGAGGCGCAGGCCUUCCACCGGCUGCUGGCCGACAUCACGCACGACAUCGAGGCGCUGGCCCCAGACGACGACGACGAAAGCACGGACGAGGAGGCCCGGGGCUCCCCGAGCGGGGCCGAUGCGGCCGAGGACAACUACCUGUAGCCUGUGCCACCGCCCAUGCGGAGGGCGGGGAAGGGGGUGGCCCCAAAACCCCUCCCCUGAGUCUCACUCGCCGUUGCCUGUGGGACCCCAUCCGCAGACCUCCUACUCAAACCCCAAACCGGGGCUCCACCCUCCCGGGGUCUCUGUCCCUACUCCCGGGGCUCCGGUCCCUGCAGUACCGAGAAUGUCCUGCAGGGGGCGGGAUCCUAACCGGGACUUGGCAGCCCCUAGGCCGGCUGGGGUGGACUGCGAACUUCUUUGUCCCACUAGCCUCUGGACUCUCCCUCCUCCUCGAGACUCCGCAGCUUUCUGGAGGCCAAGGGAGGGAUGAAGAGUGGGCUCCACCUGCUGGCCGGUUGAGAAAAUAAUUCUCAGAGCCCAAAGACCUCUGUUCCUCUUAUUUUACAGUUUGAGAAACAGGUUCAAGAGAAGGGACUUGAGGGAGUCUCCUGAUUCCCCUUAGAUAUUACCUCAAACUGACCAUACUAAAUGGUGUAGAGGGUCUUUUUAAAGCUCUAAAGGGCAGGGUCUCCCCUUCGCAGGUGGAAUUAGAUCGUUAGUGUGGAAUAGAGGUUUCUUUCUACUGAGAGUCAACCCAGAGGUGGACGAUUUGGGUCCCAGUCCUGGCCCUAAGGCUCUGAACAGGUUGCUUGUUCAGAUCUUGCAUUUGGAGCCAGACAGGCUAGGCCUCCUGUCUGGUAGCAGUUCUAGAUUCUCUGUGUCUCCAUUUCCUCUUCUGACCAUGAAGUCGGCCCCACCCACCUCACAGGGGGGUCAUAGGGAUUACUGAAGGUCAGGACCUUAGUGCUGGGUCUAGCACAUGAUAAGCACUCAAUAAAUGCUGUUCCCUUCCACAUCGAACACUUUCUGACUCAGUUUACCUGUCUUUACCUGUGUGCAACGGGACAGGAACUGAGGUGGAGGUGAGAAGGCCCUCAGGGAGCUCACAGUUUGGGAGGAGGAAAUAGGAAUUGCCCCUCACAGCUCUAUUACAGCCUGGCUCAGUGCUCGAGGCCCAAAUGAAAAGUACCCAAGAUUCCGCAGACAAGCCAUCGCAUCUGGGGCAGUCAAAGAAGUCUGAAGACAGGGUUGGAGGGGAAGAGAAGUCAGCAUAAGGACAGGACUCAGCACAGCCUCAGUAAAGGCUCAGAGGCUGAAAGAAAGAAGCCCUGAGAAGAGGCAAGAGAAUUGCAUAGAAGAGCUAAAAUUUGUAGAACUUUACAUGGCCUUCCAUGGCCAGACACAGGGCACUUACCGUGAGGUAGGUACUAUUAUCACCAUUGUUAAAAUAAUAUCAUUAUUAUUAUUAGGGCUUCAGAUCCAGAGAGUUCCAUGAGUUAUACUCAGUUCGUGGCAAAUGACCAUCCCAUCAUAACUGAUCCAUGAAAGGCCCUUCUGAUGUCUAACUUUGUUUUAUAUUCCCCAAACUCCAUCCACACAUCCCCACAAUCCUUCCCCUCCCUACAAUAGGCACCCACCCCUAUGUGUUGAUAUAUAUCCCUGGACAUAAAAUGUACAAUGUCUUCUGUGUGUGUGUUUAUAUUACAUAAAUGGUAUUGUAUAAGGAUCUCAUUCUGUUGUUUCCUUUUUCACUCCAUAAUAU
Balaenoptera acutorostrata (minke whale) is the source of this 3348-nucleotide messenger RNA. It is a transcript of the gene CCM2L, whose product is annotated as CCM2 like scaffold protein. The coding region runs from base 30 to 1745 and encodes 571 amino acids. Lineage: Eukaryota; Metazoa; Chordata; Mammalia; Artiodactyla; Balaenopteridae. The record is from RefSeq and is a predicted model, not a curated record. Gene Ontology annotation, biological process: heart morphogenesis. The transcript has 10 exons.